This is a messenger RNA of Zootoca vivipara (common lizard), 4325 nucleotides long. RefSeq names its product leucine rich repeat neuronal 3 (gene LRRN3). The record is from RefSeq and is a predicted model, not a curated record. Lineage: Eukaryota; Metazoa; Chordata; Lepidosauria; Squamata; Lacertidae. Gene Ontology annotation, molecular function: protein binding.
CAGCACCAUGUCAGUGUGACAACUGAUCGGGUGAACGAUGCACCAGUAACCACCAUGGAAACGAGGAGGAGGAGGAAGAAAAGCUAGCGAGCAUCUCUCUUUUCUCCCCUCCUCUCUCUCCUCCUCCCCCUCCUGCAUUGGAUUGUGAGCUUCCGACAGCCAGCGACACAGAGCUCUCUGCUCAAAGUAAAAGGAUCUGAGCCUGCUGCACGGAGAUUUCCCUCCUAUUACAGGAUCUAUAGAGACAACCAUCGCCUGCCCCAUCUCUGCGUGCCCAGACCCGUCUCCUUAGCAUCACACCAGCGGUAUGUGCUCACCUGAGCUAACGGAUUCAAAUAUGCAGGAGGCGUCCAGGACUGAAACUACUCUUUUUGCAAGGUCUCUUUUCUUCAACAACAACAACAACAACAACAAGGAAGACAUCAUGGAAUCUAAACUCAACACUACUAUAUGAUUGUUCUGUUUUUCUGAUGACCUCCUGGGUGGACCACAUUUUUCAAAUACAACUCAAUAUUUAUUGUUCCCCAAAUAUGCCUCUCUUAACUGGACAAAGUGACUGCAAAGGAGCCACAUAUUUCCAAGAAAGAGAGGGUUGUUAUGCUUCUGCAGCAUGCGUCAUUUGACAAAUGCAAGUGUUUGUCUUCUCAAAUGACCAACUCCUAUUGAACUUAAAAAACUGUAAUUGUCCACUCCUUAAGGGCCAAUUACUUUUCUGGAACAGUGAGCUAAAAUGAAGGACAUGCCAUUCAAAAUUCACCUUUUACUUGGCCUAACUAUCACUGUGCUAGUUCAAGCUGUAGAUAAAAAAGCAGACUGCCCACAGUCAUGUACAUGUGAUAUAAGAUCGUGGUUCACUCCAAGAUCCAUAUACAUGGAAGCUUCUACAGUAGACUGCAAUGAUGUAGGUCUCUCAACUUUCCCAACCCAGUUGCCUGCUGACACACAGGUUCUACUUCUACAGGCAAACAACAUUAAAAAAAUUGAAUACCCAGCAGACUUCCCAGUAAACCUUACUGGUUUGGAUUUGUCUCAGAACAGUUUAUCAUCAGUGGCCAAUAUUGAACUUCGGAAGAUACCCCAACUUCUUUCAGUGUAUCUGGAAGAAAACAAACUUACAGAGUUGCCAGACAAAUGUCUCACUGGGCUGAACAAUCUCCAAGAGCUCUACAUUAAUCACAACCUGCUUUCCACAAUUGCACCAGGAGCCUUCACAGGUCUUUAUAAUCUUCUUAGACUUCAUCUCAAUUCCAAUAGUCUGCAAGUGAUCAACAGUAAGUGGUUUGAAGCUAUUCCUAAUCUGGAGAUUCUUAUGAUUGGAGAAAACCCAAUUAUCAGAAUCGAAGAUAUGAACUUUAAGCCCCUUAUCAAUCUGCGGAGCCUGGUUUUAGCAGGCAUAAAUCUCACAGAAAUACCAGAUAAUGCCUUGGCUGGCCUUGACAAUUUAGAAAGCAUCUCUUUCUAUGACAACAGAUUAGUAAAAGUGCCCCACACUGCUCUUCAAAAGGCUACUAACCUUAAAUUUUUAGAUUUAAACAAGAACCCCAUUAACAGAAUACGAAGAGGAGAUUUUAGCAAUAUGAUACACCUCAAAGAAUUGGGAAUUAAUAACAUGCCUGAACUGAUAUCUAUUGAUAACCUGGCAGUCGACAAUUUGCCAGACUUGAGAAAAAUAGAAGCGACGAAUAACCCCCGACUGUCAUACAUACACCCAAAUGCAUUCUAUCGACUUCCCCGACUGGAAUCACUCAUGCUCAACAGUAAUGCACUCAGUGCCCUGUACCGUAGUACAAUUGAAUCUUUGCCUAAUCUCAAGGAAAUCAGCAUACACAGCAACCCAAUCCGGUGUGACUGCGUCAUCCGAUGGAUUAAUAUGAAUAAAACUAGCAUUAGGUUCAUGGAGCCGGAAUCAUUAUUUUGUGUAGAUCCUCCUGAAUUUCAGGGCCAGAAUGUGAGGAAGGUUCAUUUUAGAGAAAUGAUGGAAAUCUGCCUUCCACUGAUAGCCCCAGAAAGUUUUCCCUCCAGCAUAAAUAUAGAAACAGGCAGCUACAUUUCUUUACAUUGCAGAGCAACAGCAGAACCAGAGCCUGAAGUGUACUGGAUAACUCCAUCAGGACAUAAACUUUUGCCCAACACUGUUUCUCUUAAAUAUUAUGUACAUUCAGAAGGAACGCUAGAUAUCAGUGAUAUAACACAAAAAGAAAGUGGCUUAUACACAUGCAUAGCCACUAAUUUGGUCGGUGCAGAUUUAAAAUCCAUUAUGAUUAAUGUGGAUGGUUCUUUUCCCCAGGAUAACCAUAAAUCUUUGUCUAUUAAGGUUGAAGAUGUGCGAUCUAAUUCUGUACUUCUGUCCUGGGAAGCAACAUCCAAAAUAGUGAGAUCUGCCAUUAGAUGGACUGCCUUCCCAAAAGAUGGAAAUACUCUGGCUUCUCGAAGCACUCGAAUUCCAUCCCAUAUAAAAAUCUAUAAUUUUACACAUCUAACCCCGUCCACGGAAUAUACAAUUUGUAUGGACAUCCCCACUGUCCAGUUACAGAAUGCAAAACAGUGCGUCAACAUUGCAACAAAAGGGUUGGAUCCGGCAAUGGCAAAUUAUGAGAAGAGCAACAUCACUACACUGUUUGUCUGUCUUGCUAUACUUUUGGGAUUCUUUUGUGUGGUUUCUCUCUUCAGCUGCAUCUCUCAUGAAAUGAACUGUGAUGCAGGACACAGCUACUUCAGGAAUUACCUGAAGAAACAAUCCUUUUCCUUCAGUGAGCUUUACCCUCCUCUAAUCAGUCUUUGGGAUACUAACAAAGAGAAAAGCACAGCGCUCGAAGUCCAAGCAACAGUCAUAGGCGUUCCAGCUAAUAUGUCAUGAGAUACCAAUGUUACUGUACUAGUGUGCUAAACUGGGGUGCACAAGACUAAAUAAUUGUGCUCAAUAAAAAAGCAAAAAAAAGUAUCCCUCUACAAAAAUCAAAACCUUGGACUUAGCAGAUGGUGAUAGUUACAAAUACAAAUAUUUGCCGGUGUGGUAUUUUUUAAAAAACAAACACCUGUCUUCGAAGAAUUCUGUGCCAACCAAAUUGUUUUCUAGGACUUUAUAGUGUGACUUCUUACAAUCUAAGAGGCACUCAAUGCUGUCUAUACAGUGCAAGUAGAGGAGAAAAUUUUAUGUAUUUGUUUUUUUUUAUUAAAUGUAGAAAUAGUGGAAUUGAGUAAUACCCUCCUCCUGUGUUAUAUGACACACAUUAGCCACGAGUUUUUGCAGUGAACUAGAAUUGACCCGUGGUGUGAUGAAUUGGACAAAUUCUGUAGAGUAGAACCAGUGAGUAUGUGAAACUUUUUUUAUGAGGAAAAAAAUACAUUUUUGAGAACAAUCAAAAUAUUUUGGACUUCUUUCUUUCUAAGUAAGCUCUUUUGGGGAUUGACUGGAACAUGCUGUGCAACACCAACAUUUUAAUAUCCAGUAAAUACACACAAACUUGCAGGACCGCUUGCAUCAAAUAUAUUUCAGGCUGUGUAGUUGCAAUAAAGGACACAAUAAAACCCUUUCUGAAGUAUUCACAUAAAUGUUUAGGAAAGGUGUUUCACUGGCUGAACACCAGGGCCAAUUUCCACUAUGUUGUGUUGUGUUUUGUUUUUAAAAAGAACAAAACAAAGGAACAAAAAAAUCUUAUUGGAGCAGUAUUUAAUUUGUAAUCUACGAAGCGCUCAGCAGUUUCCAGUCAAAAUCACAGUACUAUAAUCAUUUCUCUAUAUUUUAAAACUAUUAUAUGUCCCAAAGCCAUGGAUCCAUUUUCAUACAAGCCAUUACCAUAAUCAUUCCUAUUUUACAGACUAGCUAUUAUUGAGUAGAAAACUGAAACAAAAUGAGCUGUGUGAACAUCUGCAUUUACUUAAUUAGGCCACACCGCUGAAAGAGUAUUUGGAUUAAAAAUUAAAAGAAUGUUGUGACCUGUAUUCCCAGAGGGAGCUGGUUGGUCACAAUGGGAAACUGGAUUUUGAUGGGACUUUGGUGUGAUCCAUCAGGGUUUUCUUGCAAACCAUUCAGGAAGUAACUAUUGUUAUCAAUGAAUCUUUUCUCUAGAUGUAUCAUGCCUUCAAAAUGCAUGUCUCAAAGAAACCAACCAGAUUAGAUUCUGUGAUUAACCCCGACUCCAUUCAAAUCAAGUGAAGAAUUCUAGCUAACUCAGCCUGGCUGAGUAUUCACAUUUGUGUAUCUGUCAAAGCUUGGUAUAUUGAAAAUAUUUAUUUGCUUUUCUCAUCAUGUGUUUGCAGUGUUCAGGACCAAUAAUAAUAAUAAUAAUAAUAAUAAUAAUAAUAAUAAUAAUAAUAAUAAUACA